AUGACAUCGUUUGGUGCAACUAUAAACGAUUCUAUUAACGAUGGAUCCGGUCCAUAUGUUUUUAGAAUCGAAGGCCAAAUACAUCAUUGGCUUGGGACAAUGUGUCCGCCUGAUAACGAAAAACCACGGUUCCUACAAAUGUACAUCUACGACACCGACAACGAGUUGCGUAACAGACUUCGUUUCUUUUCGGACCCACAUCAUAUAGGCGUCGACCAAGACAUAGUAGCUUCAUUGAUUCAUAUAUUAGAUACUCACAAUGAAUUGGUCAAACUUUUCCGUUCAGCCAGAGAUUUGUGUCAUGCGGAUAAUGUCCCUUAUUUCUCUAUUCAAUUGUACAACUCAUACAAUAAAAUAUGCUAUGAUACUCCGGUUGAGGGUUCUAUAUGCUAUGAUACUUUUGGCAGCGUUGUCGCAGAUCUUUAUACAGUUGAGUUUCAAAAAAGAGGGCUGCCUCAUUGUCAUUUGCUGUUGUGGGUAGCAGAAAGUGACAAGGUAAGAAACGCUGAAGACGUAGACGCUUACAUUAGUGCAGAAAUCCCUGACCCUGCAGAUAACCCUCUCCUGUACAAAAUUGUGACUAAUAUAAUGAUGCAUGGUCCAUGCGGAAUACUAAGACCAGAAGCUUCCUGUACGUUUGAAAGCACCUGCUCCAAGAAAUUUCCAAAACCUUAUCAUCAUACAACAUUUUUCGAUAAAAAUGGCUACGUACAUUACAAAAGACCAUCUUCCGGCAGAUUUGUCAUCAAAAAUGGCAUUCCAUUAGAUAACUCUUUUGUAGUACCAUACAAUAAAAUGUUACUGCUACGUUUUCGUGCACACAUUAAUGUCGAAUACUGUGGAUGGAACAUGCUGAUAAAAUACCUAUUCAAGUACAUAUCAAAGGGCGCUGAUCGUGUACGCUUUAGAAUAUCUAAGCCUAUCGAUCCGUCAAUAUCUGAACAACAAAAUGCAACCCGUAUCGUCGAUGAGAUCUCUGAUUUUACAGACACACGAUUUAUUUGUCCUCACGAAGCCGCUUGGCGUCUAUUAAAUUUUAGUAUUCAUGCUGGACACCCAGCUGUGCAGACACUAGCAGUUCAUCAAGAGGAAAUGCAAAACAUCUAUUUCAAAGACAAUGAACCUCUACAUAAGUUGUUACACAAUCAGUUUGCCAAAAGAACGACAUUAACUGAAUGGUUACGGAAUAACGCCAUUGAUUCUUCAGGAAGACAUCUACGUUAUGUCGAUUAUCUAAAGGAAUUUCGUUGGGAUGGCACUUCUAAAUGUUGGACAUGUCGUACUAACAACUUAGAACACGCAACAAUUGGUAGAUUGGUUUACAUAUACCCAAACUGUGGAGAGACUUUCUAUUUGCGGUUAUUGCUUACCCAUCAAACGGGCUGUACCUCAUUUGCAGACAUAAAAAGAGUAGCAGGUGAGGUUUGCCCUACAUAUCGUGUUGCAUGUGAGAGACUUGGACUACUUGGAGACGAUAAAGAGUGGGACUUCGCUUUUACAGAAGCAGCUGCGUGGGCUACACCUUCAGAAUUAAGAUUUUUGUUUACGCAUAUGUUGCUUUUUUGUGACGUAUCAAAUCCUAUGGAGUUCUGGGAAAAUCAAUGGACUAAAAUGGGCGACCUUCAACAUAAAUACCAAUUGGUGAAUGAAGAUGACCUGAAACAAUAUGUUCUAUACGAGCUUCAGUUGUUGUUCAAUUCAGGAGCCACAAAUGCAUCAUUAGCAGAUUUCGGGUUACCGUUGCCUCCAGCAGAUUUUCUUUUAUGUUUAAGAAACCGUUUAUUGAUGGAGGAGAAAAAUUAUGACAGAGAACAACUGUCAAAGGAGCAUAAUCUGCAAAGACAAAGACUUCAUCCUCAACAAUUGCUUAUAUACAACGAGGUAAUAGGUGGAAUCACACAACAAUCUCAAGUUCUCAUAUUUGUCUACGGCCAUGGUGGUACAGGCAAAACAUUUUUGUGGAACACUAUCAUUGCAGGCUUACGUUCUCAGGGCAAGAUCGUUUUAGCAGUUGCUGCUUCUGGAAUUUUGUUAGCCAAAACUUCUCUUAUAAUCUGGGAUGAGGCACCUACGAGUGAUCGUCGUUGCUUUGAAUCACUUGAUAGGUCACUUCGAGACAUUCUUAAUUGUCGAGACUGUCCAUUUGGAGGGAAAUCGGUUCUUCUAGGUGGAGACUUUCGUCAGACGCUGCCUAUAAUUCCAGGCGCUUCUAAAUCUACCAUCCUAGAUUCUUUUCUACCGCGUUCAUAUCUAUGGCCAUCUUUCAAAGUAUACAAGUUAACAGAAAACAUUCGCCUUCUUUCUCACUUUUCCUCUCCAAAUUCAUUCGCCGCUACUAUUGCCUUCUCAACGUGGCUUCUUGACAUUGGCGAUGGUAACAUUGGGAGGUUGGAUGCUACAAGUUCAUUCGAUACGAAGAUUGUUGAAGUUCCACCCAAAUUUAGGAUACCUUUCAGUAAUAACGCUAUUCAUGAUCUUAUUGAAUUCAUAUACGAUGACGAUUACCUCAAAAACAUUCGGCCAGAAACUCUUUCUCAAAAGGCAAUUGUCUGUCCCAAAAAUGAUACUGUUAAUGAAAUUAAUGAUUUGAUACUUCUCAAAGCUCCAGGAGAUAGCAAAGUCUACCUUAGCACUGAUUCAAUUACUCCCCAUGUUGGCUGUCAAUCAGAUACUGAAGCUUUAUACCCACCAGAAUAUUUAAAUAUGCUUGAGUUUAGUGGUCUCCCCGCUCACCGACUUAAGUUAAAAGUUCAUUCUCCUGUUAUUCUUUUAAGAAACAUCAAUGGUACUAGAUUAAUCGUUACACACUUAUUACCAAGGGUCAUCGAAGCACAAGUAAUAACCGGUAAAGCUAUUGGACAUCGUGUUUACAUACCCAGAAUUUCUUUAACAUAUACUGACAAGAAGCUCCCCUUCACUCAUAAAAGAAAACAGUUCCCAUUACAGCUUUGUUACGCAAUGACCAUUAACAAAAGCCAAGGUCAAUCUCUUAACAAGAUUGGAGUUUACUUACCACAACCUGUCUUUGGCCACGAUCAGCUAUAUGUUGCCUUUUUAUGA
This is a messenger RNA of Erigeron canadensis, 3060 nucleotides long. RefSeq lists its product as uncharacterized. The coding region runs from base 1 to 3060 and encodes 1019 amino acids. Gene Ontology annotation, molecular function: DNA helicase activity. NCBI's taxonomy places the organism in Eukaryota, Viridiplantae, Streptophyta, Magnoliopsida, Asterales, Asteraceae. The transcript has 3 exons. Gene Ontology annotation, biological process: telomere maintenance; DNA repair. The record is from RefSeq and is a predicted model, not a curated record.